Zygotorulaspora mrakii is the source of this 441-nucleotide messenger RNA. It is a transcript of the gene RPS18A, whose product is annotated as 40S ribosomal protein uS13. Gene Ontology annotation, biological process: translation. Gene Ontology annotation, cellular component: ribosome; cytosol; small ribosomal subunit. NCBI's taxonomy places the organism in Eukaryota, Fungi, Ascomycota, Saccharomycetes, Saccharomycetales, Saccharomycetaceae. The coding region runs from base 1 to 441 and encodes 146 amino acids. The record is from RefSeq and is a predicted model, not a curated record. Gene Ontology annotation, molecular function: RNA binding; structural constituent of ribosome. The transcript is spliced from 2 exons.
AUGUCUCUAGUUGUUCAAGAACAAGGUUCCUUCCAACACAUUUUACGUUUGUUAAACACCAAUGUUGAUGGUAACAUCAAGGUCGUUUACGCCUUGACCACUAUUAAGGGUGUUGGCCGUCGUUACGCUAACUUGGUCUGCAAGAAAGCUGAUGUCAACUUGUACAAGAGAGCUGGUGAAUUGACCCAAGAAGAAUUGGAAAGAAUUGUUCAAAUCAUGCAAAACCCAACCCAAUACAAGAUCCCAGCUUGGUUCUUGAACCGUCAAAGAGAUGUCAACGAUGGUAAGGAUUACCACACUUUGGCUAACGGUGUCGAAUCCAAAUUGAGAGAUGACUUGGAAAGAUUGAAGAAGAUCAGAGCUCACCGUGGUGUCAGACAUUUCUGGGGUUUACGUGUUAGAGGUCAACAUACCAAGACUACUGGUAGAAGAAGAACUUAA